GGCUGCCGGAAAGAAGGCGGAAGGCCCAGCAGCCAAUCAGAGGAGGCCAACACGGGGCGCAAAGAAAGGGGAAAAGGAAGCUUUAUUGCCGCCAUUUCGCGUGAAAAGCAGCGCCGUCGGAGCAACGUGAAGGGCUGAACAGUUAGAGACGAGAAAAUGAGCUACGGAAGGCCGCCGCCAGACGUGGAGGGGAUGACCUCCCUGAAAGUGGACAACCUGACCUACCGAACUUCACCGGAGACUCUGCGCCGAGUUUUCGAGAAGUACGGUCGGGUGGGAGACGUUUACAUCCCCCGGGACAGGUACACCAAGGAGAGCCGCGGCUUCGCCUUCGUACGGUUCCACGACAAGCGCGACGCCGAGGACGCGAUGGACGCCAUGGACGGCGCGCUGCUCGACGGGCGGGAGCUGCGGGUUCAGAUGGCCCGCUACGGAAGACCGCCGGACUCCAUGUACAGCCGGAGAGGGGCUCCGCCACGCAGAUACGGAGGGUACGGACGCAGAAGCAGGAGCCGUUCGGCCAGUCCCCGCCGUCGCAGACGAAGCCGCAGCCGCUCCAGGAGCAGAAGCCGAUCCCGAUCCAGGAGCCGCCACCACUACAGCCGCUCCAGGUCCCGCUCCUACUCCAGAUCCAGGUCCAGGUCCAGGUCCAAGUCUAAGUCCAAGUCCAGAACCCCGCGACGAAGCAAGUCAAAGUCUCCUUCCAGGUCUCGAUCCCGCUCCAGGUCCAAGUCGAGGAGUCGAACCCCGCCUUCCAACAGAGGGUCAAAAUCCAGGUCCAGGUCCAAAUCCAAGAGUAGACCUAAAUCCCCAGAGGACACCGGAGCCGAGUCUUAACCCAAACAUGGACACAACAAGACGGUAUUCAGGGGAAAGGGGGAUUCUUAUGUUAAGUUUGAGAUGGCUAUUGGUCAUCAGUUGUGUAUUCUGCAGGCUUAAUGCUGCAUUGCAGUCAUUUGCAGACGAGCAACUAAGUCUGCAGAAUUCUUAAUGUGUUUAAAAAUAAAGUAAGUUUGGGACUAAUCUAAAGUCCUUGUUCUGAGUGUGCUUUACUUUGCUUGUAUGUCCAGCCAAGCUAAAGCACACGCAGACAGAAGGAGAUUUGGAUUGGCACUGUCAUAUCAAAGUGGGUUAGUAAUCACAUUUGUGCUGAUGUGAGUGUGUAAUGGGAGGGAGUGGGUGGUUGGGACGUGGGAGUGCUUCACUCAAAAACGUUCACCUAAAUGUGGAAUUCUUUCCUCCAAGCUGCGGAGUCCUGUUUGCAAAGGGAGGAGGAGAAGGAGGAGAUGGGGGUGUGGCAGUGUGAGAGCAGUUAGUGUGUGACCCGCCCAUGUGACCUGCCUGUUGCUGAGAGCGAUGGCAGUUGCUAAGGAGCAGGUCACCAAGGCAACGGUGGUUGCUAUGGAGCAGGUCGUCAUGGCGGUGGUUCGGGCUGUCAGUUGGUGUAUGAGGUGGUGUGGUGAGGUACGUUCACGGGGAUCACAGGCAGAUGCACUGAGUACUGUGGUUUCCUCCGCCUCUCACAAAGGAAACGGACCCCGAGGUUUGUUUUUCAAAUAUGCCCGAGUGUAAAAAAAAAAAUCUUGCUAGAGCUAGUUUUUGGGAGUGUGGGGCCAAGGACAGGUGUGUAAACAAAUGUGAAACUUAAUAGAAAUGUUAGGUUUACGUAAAGAAGAUGGAUGACCACAGAGUCAGUUUGAUAAAUGUUAGUGUCAGGGUGCAGAUCAGACCAGUACUGCAUUUAAAUGUCCAGGUCAGCUGCAGGACUGAAUGUAGCCUCCUAGUUUUUCUCUUGCUAACUCCGUUUUGUUUUUCCUUCCAGAUCUCAGAUGAUUGAGCCUUUGCUGAGGACAUCAGGAUCAGUCUCACAUUGAGCGAGUGGACUCCACUAUUACCACUGAAUGCAGACUGAAAGGUUAUUGGAGUUUGGUCUAAAAUGUUUUAAAAUGUUUAAUUUGACCUAAUCUGCCUACAUAAAUUCUGUAACUUUGAAAUGAUCGUUUGUAAAGCUGAGUAUAUUGAAAGGGAUUUGUAAGGUCUUUGUCCCAUUUAAUUUUUUUUAAUUUUGCCAUUUCGACUGAAUUUGUACUUAAUAAAUUCUUCUGAAUUAAAGUAGAUUCCAUUCAGUGAAAUCCCUCAUUUAGCACUCUUUCCAGUUGAAAGAGUUUUAUUUUCACAGUCGAUGUAGAAAAGGUUGUCACGUUUUGAUGUUCAGAGCAUUUCCAGUUAUGUUAUACCACUCUUACAGAGGACGAUGGCUUACUGUACAGUGUCACGAGAGCCACUUAAUGUGUAACUUUGCUAAUCCAGCAGCAUAGUGUUUUUUCUUUUUCUGCCAAGUCAUUUUUUUUUUCUCUGUCUGGUUAAAGUUGCUUUCCUAUGACUCUAACCCUCUUUCUUGUGUAUCUUUUGUGCACUAGGCGCAGUUGUGUAGCAGUUGAGUAAUGCUGGUUAGCUGUUAAGAUGCGGUGCAGUGCGGUGGUGACAUGGUGUGGCGUGUUGCGGUGCUGAGUGCCCGGCGCUGUUCCGGGGCUCGACCCUCCGCUGCCGUUUGCCGGUUUGUAAGCUCACAGGUGUGGCAGAUCAUCCAUCCUCUCCUGUCUCGUGACCUCUCCUUCCCUCCAUGUGCUGUACAGAUUCUCUCCUUCCUUUUCUCUCUUUUCUCCCUCCUCUCCCCCCCCCCCUCAACCCCACUGUGGUUUAUCCACUGUUGAUAACUGGUCUUGCUCGCUUUGAAAUUGGGUCCAGUGCGACCCCGAGUGAAGGGUUUAAAGGGCAGUUUUGGCUGCUUAAUGAAUAUUUUUUUUGUGUAUUGCAUUCCUCUGUGAACCUCUCAGAUGUCUUGUAAUUGCUUCAGGUGAAUGCUAAUAAACAUCUUUGUUGUAAAUAA
Messenger RNA from Acanthochromis polyacanthus (spiny chromis), 2890 nucleotides. It is a transcript of the gene srsf2a, whose product is annotated as serine and arginine rich splicing factor 2a. The record is from RefSeq and is a predicted model, not a curated record. The transcript has 3 exons. Lineage: Eukaryota; Metazoa; Chordata; Actinopteri; Pomacentridae. Gene Ontology annotation, molecular function: RNA binding. Bases 157 to 837 code for a protein of 226 amino acids.